ACUGAAGACUCUGCGCGACUGAUGUCGUCAUCGAUGACUCAUUUGGUGACUCAUUGGCUGAAAAAAACAGAGAUUGACGUCUGUCUGGGUUUGAGAUCAUUGAUUGUGUGUUAAAAAAGACAACAAAUAAUAAGACAACUGUUUUUUAGUUAAGAUUAAUGCGUUCUUGUGUUUUGUGAAGACAACAACACAACCAUUGAAAACGUAGUGAAGAGUUCACUGAAGACAACAACAAAAAUCACUUUACCAACUGAUCCCAAGUGGUUUGCCAGCAGUAAGUGAAUGGCAAUGCCGUCACCGUUGAACACACCAACAAAUGAAAGACUUCCCAAUCAGUUAUGGAAUCUGAAGACAAAUGCCGAUAAAGAGAUGAGUGAACUAAAACUGAGCGCACAGUCAAUGGAUGGAACCGAUGGAAGCCAUCAUCUGAAUCACAAUAAUAAGAGCACAACGAUAAUAACGACGACGUCUUCGCCGACUUCACACAACAACACCAAUACACGCCUUCUUCUAAGUCAUCACUUAUCGAAAAAUGACAUAUCACCGACAGAGAGAAGCCAUACGAAUAUCCCAUCGCGAUUGGGUCUCAAUCUGAAUCUUGGUGGUGGUGGUGGUGGUGACACAGCCUGUCAUCUGCAGAGCCGCAAAAAGAUUACCAUAGAUUUUGGAUCCAAUGCUUUGCCAAUAUCAGAAUGCGAAGAGAUUGACGAAACGGUUCCGCUGGAAAAACAAGGUUGGUUUCACGGCUACAUCAGCCGAACCGAUGCGGAAAAUGUGUUGCGCGCCACCCGACCGGGCAGUUAUCUGGUCCGCCGGUGUCUGAGCUCUAAACAACACUAUCUACUGUCGCUUAAGUGUGUCAGAGGUUUUAUGCACAUCAAGAUUGUCGAACAGAGCGACGGCACCCAUACAUUGGGCGCCAAUCAUACCAUGUCUUUCACAAGUAUACCCUAUCUUAUCAAUCAUUAUAGCCGUAAUCGGCUGCCAAUCCGUGGCGCCGAACAUAUGGCUCUAUUAUAUCCAGUUAUCGAUCAAUUGCUCUAAAAAAAUAAUAAUAUUUAACGACAAUAUAUUAAUGAUAUUUAAAGACGUCAGACAAACAAAAAUGAUAUAUUUUUUUUCUCUUUGAAAAUACAAUUACAAUUGUAUACACAAAAAAGUCAUUCAUUUAAUCGACAAUUUAAUUGAGAGUUUAAUAAUUUAUUUUUUUCAAUCAUUAUU
This is a messenger RNA of Oppia nitens, 1221 nucleotides long. RefSeq names its product SH2 domain-containing adapter protein F-like. Lineage: Eukaryota; Metazoa; Arthropoda; Arachnida; Sarcoptiformes; Oppiidae. Gene Ontology annotation, molecular function: phosphotyrosine residue binding. The record is from RefSeq and is a predicted model, not a curated record. The transcript has 3 exons. The coding region runs from base 283 to 1044 and encodes 253 amino acids.